This is a messenger RNA of Encephalitozoon cuniculi GB-M1, 375 nucleotides long. RefSeq lists its product as uncharacterized. Lineage: Eukaryota; Fungi; Microsporidia; Unikaryonidae. The record is from RefSeq and is marked provisional. The transcript has a single exon. Bases 1 to 375 code for a protein of 124 amino acids.
AUGAAAUCCUACAUCAAGAAUAGCCUGAGGAUCGGGUUUGCCAAGGAAGUCUCCACGGGCCGUAUAGAGUCUGUGUCUCUGGAGGUGGCCAGGAGGUUUGAGCUGCUGUCGAGCAUCUGCGACAACAGGGCCCUGCCUGAGUUUCCUGUUGGCGUGGUUAGGGAGAUAGUCAGCCUGUGUAGCGAUCUAGAGGACCUUGCGCCCCACUAUGAAAUGCCUGCGGAGUAUGUCGACUAUGUAAAAGAGAACAGAGAUGUUCUUGGAUAUUUUGAGAGGUCUGAAGACAGUGUCAAGAGUGAGGAGGUUCGGAUAAUCAACAAGAGGAAAACAUUUGACAUCUUCAGAGGUAUGGUGGAAAAGGGAGAGGAGAUGUGA